GGAUGCAAUGGGAAAAUAACCCCAUUAUGUGUUCGUUGGGUCGUGACUGAAACAUGAAUCAACCAUCACAAACCAUCAGGCCGAGGUCAAUCUCGUUUCAUCUCUCUACGAACUAGACGCAAAUAAGCAAGUUUCUCGACUUUUCCAUUACCGUUUGUACACAAACCAACACUGCUCAGCCAAUAAUCUCUCUGAGACCUCUGGACAUCUUCUUUGAGAGCCUCUCGACACGAGCAUGUGUUCAUGGGAUUGAAUUUCCCAGCGCAAUUAGUCUUGAGCGUAGAGACUGACAAAAUACAUUUGAGGCUGUUCACAGGUUACGGCGAGGUAAUCUGGUGUGCUUAGUCAAAGACGCUGGUAGUGACAGACAAAUAUUCAUGAUCUCAGCGUUCCAGACACAGUAACUUCUCUCAAGGAAAUGGUUUCAGUAUUACCGCAGUUAACUAUUGUGCCAGUAGAAAGCGGAAUGAAUUCUGUUAGCUCUGUGUUCAUGCCGCAAAGAAACAGUUUUCGUCCAAAGAAAAAGUUAACAAGAAUUGCCAACGGACUCAAAACCCAGGGAAUAACAAAUCAGUACAAUUUACCUCCGCAACUAUUUGUGACCUCGAAAACGGACAAAAAAAAGUUUUCCUCCGUUCCAAAGAUAAUAAUUGAUACGGUAGAAGAUGACAAACCCUGGGAAAACAGGAACUCGCCGAGGUUACAGGCGCUACAGAGUUAUACAAAGCCAGGACUUCAUUGCAAUGCAAGAUUUCUUCAUCCUUCGUAUACAGUCUGCGCGGCCGUUUCCGCGAAUGACCCUAGCGCUCUCAAAAAUAUUCUACUCUCGGGGUCCGUGAAUAUUGAUCAGUUAACUUCGAGCGGGGCUUCGGCACUUCACGAGGCGGCUUAUGACGGGAAAAUAAGUUGCGUAAGCGCUUUAAUUCAAUGCGGAGCUGAUGUGAACAUUGUAGACAGCGAAGGAUGGACACCGCUCCACGCCGCAGUUUGCGGGAGAAGUUUACAGUGCGUCGAGCUACUUAUCGGUCGUGGCGCGAACGCCAAAGCGAAAACGGACGACGGACUAACACCGCUUGGAAUCGCGUUACAACAAGGCGACAGAGACAUGAUUAAACUAUUAACAUCGCUUUCUAAUCGGACGCAAACAUCGAACAGACCGAGAAGGUACUCUUUCAAAGAAGCGAAAGCGCUGUUGUCAUUUUCGCCUUCAAAUGUUUAAUUUAAUGCGUGGGAUGUCAGCAAAGGUUUCCGCAAGGAUAUCAAGAAAGCUCGAUAAUACCUUUAUCUGAAUGCUGUGAAUUCAAAGAACUAUGAAGGCCAAUGACGAAUUUUCCGUCUGACGUAUUUACAGUUCCUAUUUCUCUCUCUCUCGUCGCUUCCUUUUCUAUAUUAAAUUACUCGCAAGAACAGCUUUAGUUGAAAAAUGCAGAGCGUGUCAUCCGCCGUUGAAAGUUAGAUUUGCAGACGCUUAUAUUUAAGACUAAAUUCAGCCAUGAUAUUGUAGUCAAGAAGCUAAACAAAUGCAUAAACAAGAAUAUAUUUUUCAGAGAGCCGGCUGGCCGGCGGUAAAUAUUUUUAUAAGCUUGGAAAAUAUUACAGUGUGAAUAGAGCAAAAAAAGCAAAUAAAAGAAAUUUAGC
Pocillopora meandrina is the source of this 1638-nucleotide messenger RNA. NCBI's taxonomy places the organism in Eukaryota, Metazoa, Cnidaria, Anthozoa, Scleractinia, Pocilloporidae. The record is from the annotation of a GenBank genome assembly.